This is a messenger RNA of Bacidia gigantensis, 1176 nucleotides long. RefSeq lists its product as uncharacterized. Gene Ontology annotation, cellular component: protein kinase CK2 complex; cytoplasm. The record is from RefSeq and is a predicted model, not a curated record. Gene Ontology annotation, molecular function: protein kinase regulator activity. The transcript is spliced from 4 exons. Lineage: Eukaryota; Fungi; Ascomycota; Lecanoromycetes; Lecanorales; Ramalinaceae. The coding region runs from base 1 to 1176 and encodes 391 amino acids.
AUGGCUCGCCCGACUGAAGCUAGAACUAGUUCUAGCCCUACGGAGAGGACGGAGAGGACGGAGAGCCUUUCAGUGCCAAGAGUAUUCACCUUCCCCCCACGGUCCAAUCGCUCAGAAGUCAGUGUUCCCUUUCAACUGGCGCGGGAUCCUGAUCUGGUGGUAGCUACCCAUCCGGAUUCCUGGGGAGUAGAGGAGUUGCAACAGAGCCACAACGACGCGAUCAGCAUCGAGACCAAUCACAGGCAACUGGAUGCGAGUGAGCAAUUGCAGGGAUCUCUGACCGAGAGCCAAAGGUUUUCAAAUACCAGCUCUCCAGGACAUCGGAUCCAGAGGAACGAUAGGGACGUCGUCCAGUUCAGUCCAGUCAAUUGGCAUCCAGUCCAGCGGCGUGACACCUGGGUCAAGAUGGAGGAAUUCGCGAGCGAGACGGAUAGUGAGUACACCAGUUACUGGAGGGAUUGGUUCAUCUCGUCGCGAGGCAACGAAUACUUUUGCGAAAUCGAUGAAGAUUAUCUUACCGACCGUUUUAAUCUCACAGGCUUGAAUGCCGAAGUCCAGUACUACCAGUAUGCUCUAGACCUGGUCACCGACGUCUUUGACCUCGAUUGCGAUGACGAUAUGCGAGAGCAGAUAGAAAAGUCCGCACGCCAUCUCUACGGACUUGUGCAUGCCCGGUACAUCACAACGAUCCGAGGCUUAGCAAAAAUGCUGGACAAGUACAAGAAGGGCGACUUCGGCAAGUGCCCUCGUGUUAUGUGUCAAGCGCAUCCUUUGUUACCUACAGGUCUAUCGGAUGUGGCGAAUGUUCAAUCCGUCAAACUAUUCUGCGGUAAAUGCGAAGAUCUCUAUAAUCCCAAAUCAUCCCGUCACGCUAGUAUCGAUGGUGCGUACUUUGGCACUUCAUUCCAGAAUAUUCUUUACCAGGUCCACCCAACUCUAGUCCCUGAGAAGUCGAUUGCACGAUACCAGCCCCGCGUUUUCGGUUUCAAGGUUCAUGCAGCAGCGGCGCUAGAGAGAUGGCAGAGUCAGAAGAGGGAUGAGAUGCAGGAUAGAUUGAAGGAUGCCCUGGGAGUUGACAAGCUAUUCAAGGAAGACUACGAGGUCGAUGACGAGAUGGCAGAAGAUGAGCCUGGCCCUGAUGGGCUUGAUGCCAUGGAUGGCACGGUACCUCAGUGA